GGAGGUAGGAACACUGGAAGGUACGUAAUUGUAGUCGUACAAGCAAAACCGCCAUCCAGGUACAUAAAGUUGGACAGUAGACGCCUCAUCCAUAAUGACUUCCACCUUCCAUCUCCUCAGAUAUAAGCCCGCCCACGCAGAAUCCUAGCAUAACCUUGAACCACUGCCCCAAACCCAACCUACUACACCACUUAGACAGAUCAAGAAUGGAUUCCUCAAAGAACACCCAGCAGCAGGAGAAGAAGCCGGAACAGCAACCUGGCGAUAGCGCUCGUUCUAAGGUUCAAGAGGGAGUCGAGAGUGUCUUCGAGCAUCACAAGGCGGCCCCGGGGCCAGCAGUGCCCAAGGACUUCAAUGUUGCCCAGGAAGGCACCAAAGAGGAGCGAAAAGCCAAGGCUCAAGAGUUGAACAAAUAGCCGAGCUAUCUAUCUUCUCUGCUGCAUUGCUCGUUGUAGUCUGGGUGGGAGGACUUGAUUGACUACAUGCGUAUUCAGCCCUAACAUUCUUCAGCAUAGUAAAAAGCCAAUAAACUUCUAUCCUAAGCCGU
Molecule: messenger RNA, 547 nt
Organism: Phialemonium atrogriseum
Lineage: Eukaryota; Fungi; Ascomycota; Sordariomycetes; Cephalothecales; Cephalothecaceae
Exons: 2
Coding region: 207-416 (69 amino acids)
Source: RefSeq, a predicted model, not a curated record